Molecule: messenger RNA, 18557 nt
Organism: Coregonus sp. 'balchen'
Lineage: Eukaryota; Metazoa; Chordata; Actinopteri; Salmoniformes; Salmonidae
Source: the annotation of a GenBank genome assembly
CAUUUCCUCCACAUUCUUGCUGGUUUGUGCAUCAUGAUGGCUGCCGCCUUGAGAGGGAGUCUUGUAACAUUGGCCAAGGUGAGUCGGUAGAUGAUGUUUACAGCCAUCAAAUUGUGGACAAAGUGUUUCGUGUAACGUAAAACUUUUCGCCGUUGGUAUUGGUUACUACCAUUGCUUUGUUAGAAACUCCUUGAUAUGUAUUCCUCUAACGUUAGUUACCAAUGGAAACGUUAAUGCGAUAGGAUAAUGUCGACAGCUGGCUAGCUCCUAAGACUGGCAGUACAGCCAGCUAACUAGCUGUCAAAGCUAUGAUACGGCUACCUACCUAGCUAACUAAGAUAACUAGCCAGGUUGAAAUUGAAUGGUUGUCACAUUCCAUUGAAUGUUGUCACGAACGUUAACCAGCAAUCUAACGACGUAUCAAUGAACACAUGCUAACGGAUUGAUGUCCCAUGGUUAUCAGCUUCAGACCACAGCAUCAGUUAUGCUGGGCAUAUACACUACACGACUUCUAACAUUCGAUUAACUUGAACGUGCUCACAUUUCCCAAUUUCCCUGUCCAAAAUAUUUCAUUCCGUCCAUCCUCAAACCCAGGACGUGGGUGCUCACAUUACACGACGAUUACUCCCUAGUUAAUCUUGCCCUGCGUUUCUCAGUUGUCAUAGAAAAUAAAUGCCGAUACGCAAGCAGUGAGAUGCUUUUAUUAGUGUGCGCAUUAUUAUGUGCAGAAACAUUUUAAAAAAGAGACUGAGGCGCAGAAUAUGGACUUAAUUUCAUAUUAUCAUUAUUAUUUCAUAUAUUUUUGGUGGAGUUCGUUUUGCAUGGCCCAUGCCCUGGGUGAGUGGAGGUUACACUUAUGGACCAAUGGAAUGGUCUAAAAUGAGUAAACUCCUCUCAUUCGUGGCACCGGCCAUGUGAAAUGAACUCGCCCAUUGAAAAGGCAGCGGCGUUCUCUCCACUUCUCCACCAAUUUGUUUUACAUCACCUCGGUCCACACCGUGCAUGUUGUCGCUGUCCUCUAAGCUGGCAAUGAGCUGAGUGCUCAAUGUCUAUUGGCAGCAGUCCUUGCCCAAUCGCGUCGUAGCACUGCUGAUACUACAAGAUGCAUUACCAAAAAAAAAUUUUUUUUGGGGGGGGGGGGGUGGAUCAGCUUAAUAUUGCAGAUAGAUUGUAUCUUCUAUCAAUGUAAUUGUCUGCAUCACUUCCAAUCCCCCAUGUUUUUUUAUAUAUAUACUCCCCUUUAUUACUUUUCAACCCCGCCAUCCUUUCCCUACUUGGAGUAAAUUAGUGAACAACAAUGCCCAGGCCUCUACUUCCGGUCUAUACUUACUAUCUACACCUUAUGGACACAGUUAAUUUUACAAUAAUUCUAUUAUGUAUAUAUAUAUUUUUUUUUUUUGCUCCUGAACUACUUCUACUCUCAACCUCUCCGAUUAUUUUCAUGAUGUCCAUCCGGUUUGCUUCUAUAUGCCAUAUCUUUCUAACUGCUUGUUCAGUGUACUUCCAGUCUUUGCCUGCCCUUGAACGGUCUUAAGUAUUUAGAAAAGUUGAUUAUUGUUAGCUCGCCUAAAGCACCAGUCAAAAGUUUGGACACGCCUACUCAUUCAAGGGUUUUUCUUAAUUUUUACAAUUUUCUACAUUGUAGAACAAUAGUGAAGACAUCAAAACUAUGAAAUAACACAUGGAAUAAUGUAGUAACCAAAAAAGCGUUAAACAAAUCAAAAUAUAUUUUAUAUUUGAGAUUCUUCAAAUAGCUAUCCUUGACGACAGCUUUGCACACUCUUGGCAUUCUCUCAACCAGUUUCACCUGGAAUGCUUUUCCAACAGUCUUGAAGGAGUUCCCACAUAUGCUGCGCACUUGUUGGCUGCUUUUCCUUCACUCUGCCGUUCGACUCAUCCCAAACCAUCUCAAUUGGGUUGAGGUCGGGGGAUUAUGGGAGGCCAGGUCAUCUGAUGCAGCACUCCAUCACUCUCCUUCUUGGUAAAAUAACCCUUACACAGCCUGGAGGUGUGUUGGGUCAUUGUCCUGUUGAAAAACAAAGGCCACUAAGCCCAGACCAGAUGGGAUGGCGUAUCGCUGCAGAAUGCUGUGGUAGCCAUGCUGGUUGUGUGCCUUGAAUUCUAAAUAAAUCACAGUGUCACCAGCAAAGAACCCCCACACCAUAACACCACCUCCUCCAUGCUUUACAGUGGGAAAUACACAUGCGGAGAUCAUCCGUUCACCCACACCGCGUCUCACAAAGACACGGUGGUUGUAACGAAAAAUCUCAAAUUUGAACUCCAGACCAAAGGACACAUUUCCACCUGUCUAAUGUCCAUUACUCGUGUUUCUUGCUCGUGUUUCUUGGCCCAAGCAGGUCUCUUCUUAUUGGUGUCCUUUAGUAGUGGUUUCUUUGCAGCAAUUCAACCAUGAAGGCCUGAUUCACACAGUCUCCUCUGAACAGUUGAUGUUGAGAUGUGUCUGUGACUUGAACUCUGUGAAGCAUUUAUUUGGGCUGCAAUUUCUGAAGCUGGUAACUCUAAUGAACCUAUCCUCUGUAGCAGAGGUAACUCUGGGUCUUCCAUUACUGUGACGGUCAUCAUGAGUGCCAGUUUCAUCAUAGUGCUUGAUUGUUUUUGCGACUGCACUUGAAACUUUCAAAGUUCUUAAAAUGUUGACUGACCUUCAUGUCUUAAAGUAAUGAUGGACUUUCGUUUCUCUUUGCUUAUUUGAGCUGUUCUUGCCAUAAUAUGGACUUGUUCUUUUACCAAAUAGUGAUAUCUUCUGUAUACCUCCCCUACCUUGUCACAACACAACUGAUUGUCUCAAACGCAUUAAGAAGGAAAGAAAUUCCACAAAUUAACUUUUAAGAAGGCACACCUGUUAAUUGAAAUGCAUUCCAGCUGACUACCUCAUGUAGCUGGUUGAGAGAAUGCCAAGAGUGUGCAAAGCUGUUAUCAAGGCAAAGGGUGGAUAUUUGAAGAAUCUCAAAUAUUAAAUAUAUUUUGAUUUGUUUAACACUUUCUUUUGGUUACUACAUGAUUCCAUAUGUGUUAUUUCAUAGUUUUGAUGUCUUCACUAUUAUUCUUCAAUGUAAAAAAUAAAGAAAAACCCUUGAAUGAGUAGGUGUGUCCAAACAUUUGACUGGUAGUGUAUAUGACCUUUCAACUUGCCAGAGACCAGCUGGGGAGACAACCCUACCAAAUGUCCCAAAGUAGCCUAUGGCGAUAUCUACACCUACUUGGUGGAAUCUCCAGUUUUGCAUAAAUAUCCAAAUGCAGAAGAACAUUAUAGCUGUUCUUUGGACGGAUACAGCUCACUAGUCCUUACUACAAGCUAACUAGCAAACUUUAUGCAAUACACAUACUGUAGCUAGUUAGAUACAAACAAGUGUUAGCGACUUACCGGUGAUGAAGUGCUUCGAACACACAAAUGUAUGGAGUAAUCGGAGCCCACAGCUUUCCAUCAUCGAGACAUAAUAGCCUGAAACCAUGAGGUUUGUUAAACAUGGUCCUUGGCUGUUGAUUAAACUUAAUUUGGUGGUCUAUUUCUCCUGCUGUUGUUCAAACAAAACUGUACGCAAAAGCUUUUUGUCAUUUUAAAAGCAGGGUUAACUAGCUAGUUAAGAAAGUCCUUUGGAAUCGUCUCUUUGGCUGAUAAUCGUGAUGUACAUUCCAUGCGAAAGUAUCUGUUCAUGCUAACAUUUUAACAUUCAGAAUGAAAGUGUUUUUAGGUAUGAUGUAGUUUGUUGAUUAAGACGACAUGAAAGUAUGUUGAAAAUGACUGACCAAGCAUAUCCCAAAUAUUUAUAGAAGGCUUAAAAAAAGAAUACAGCCACUGGCAGAUGAGACACAUUAGCUAUAACGAGGACCAGACCAUCUGAUUAUGCUUACUUUCUACAGUAGACCUAAUUCACUAUUGUGUCCUGGUCUAGGGCCUUACUGGCACUGGUCCGCAGUGGCAGCAGCUGGCUGCCCGGUCCCUCAGUAUGACCGCCAGUCUGGGUGGGCCUGAGGCACCUCCGGCUCGCGCCGACGCCACAUUCAAGGUCACCAUGGUGCCCGGGGACGGAGUAGGACCUGAACUGAUGACUGCCGUCAAGGAGGUGUUCAAGGUAUGUACAUUAUGGUGGCUCCACUUUCUCAAUGCUGACCUGGAGUGACAAUGUGACUGAGUGUGGAUGUCUGGUCCCUAUGUUGACAUAUAGCUAACUAACUCAUCGCCUCCGGGUAUCCUAUUACUUAGGCAUCAACCCCAAUACAUACAUUAUGUGGCCCAUGUGGGAAUUGAAUUCACUAUUGCCGGCACUAUGCGCCAAGCAUGCUCUGAGCUCAAUCCAAUACUUUGUGUUCAUUGAUAACUGAAUAUGCAAGACUCAUUCAUAAAGUUUAUAGUCCAUUCAUUCGCUAACUCCUUUAUUCAUUCAUCCAUCCAUCCUCGACAUGUCCGUCCUGUUUCUUAUCUCCUUGGUUCUACCCUUAACCCUGCCUUUCUCUUUCCUUCCCUCCAUCCCCCUCCAGGCGGGUGACGUCCCAGUGGAGUUUGAGGAGUUCCACCUAAGUGAGGUGCAGCACAUGGACAGCGACGAGAAGCUGGAACAGGUGUUGGCCUCCAUGAAGACCAACAGGGUGGCCAUGAAAGGUAACUAACUUCCUUGUCUCCAAAAGCGAUCUGUUGAAGUCGAUAAAUGACAAACUAGGCAUACUAGAAUUAGUCAGUAAGGAUGUAAAGGAGUUGAAGGCGAGCCUUGAAAUGAGUGACGAAAAAGCUGCGAUAAUGGAGAAAGAUACAAAAAAGCUAAACGGGACAGUCACUAAGAUAGAAACGGAUGUUAAUGAACUUAAAAAGGAGAACAACUUUCUGAGAGAAGUCUUACUAGACAAAGACUAGAUCUAUGAGAGAAUCUAGUAUUUACGGGUAUCCAAGAAAAAGGAGAGGAUCCCGAGAAAAUAGUGAAGGACUUCUUUCUUACAGCUCUUCAAAUCCCACUCGAUGCUGUCGAUAAAAUCCAACUCGAACGUGUACACCGUUUCGGACAAUCGUUGCCAAAUUUGCUUUCUUUAAGGAUAAAGUAAUGUUUAAAAUCUUAGGUAAAAACUUGCUGGCACCAAAAUAGGCAUGAAUGAUCAGUUCCCGAGGGAGAUUGGGUACAGAACUUUGCACCGUUCUGCAAUCUUUAGAUGAAAAGGGAAGCAUACUAUAAAACACAUUUAUAGUAUUUUGUAAAUGGAUAAGACGGCAUUAGAAGAAAGGAUAACUAGCAAAAUAAUACAUCUUCAUAUAACUAAUUAGAACACAAAAGUACUCAAUCAACAUAGUGGAGAUAAAAACAUAGCAAACAGAAGACCGAAUGUGGAUGUAUUGGUGGUGUGCGUUUUUAUGCUUGGAAAAGUGUGGCGUUAAAUGAGUGAGAAGAAAAGAAAUGGUUGCAUAUCCCAGAACCAAUGUGUGUCUGUGAGCAGGGGUUGUGAAAGAGACCUUUAAAUUUUAUGCAGAUGAGGGAUAUACAUUUUAAAAUAAAGUAUACAUCUAAUUUAUUGUCCUAUCAUGAUGGAACAGUCCCCAACCCUUUACCCUAGACACCCACCUGAGCGACCCAUACAGCAAAGCGAAGUCCCCAUCUGUUUUAUGGCCCUGCUGUAAACUGCCUAUAUGCAGCCAAAACAGAAAGAUAAAUGCGGUCAGAGACCUACUUGAGCAGCACCGUCCCCUCAAGAUUCUGAGCCUGCCUGGCAGGGUUGGUCCUACAAAGCCAGUGCCCCCUGAUGGGAGAGCAUAAUAUACAAGGAAAUUCUCAAAGCCGCUAAUGAGAACUUUGACGACCUUGUACCUAGCUGGUGGGGAUUCGGGUGGGGUACCCCCACCCAGGUAGUGGCAGUGCUGGCAACACGGACAAUCAGAGAGGGGGCAUAUUAUUGUGGCACAAAAUAAUCAAAGGUCUGACUGCACAGUGAUGCUUGGGAAAAUGGUUACAACGGGGGACCAGAGUAUGUGUGUGUGUUUCAGGGGAAGGGGGUGGAUCUGAUCUCCAUCACCUAGGACUUGACAUAGGUUAAUCAAAUCUCAAUUUUUGCUCGAUCUUGCAUGAUUUCUCAAACAGCUGUAAUUCGUAAAUCAGGUCCUUUCUUGAGUUGGGCUCUGGGAUGUAACAACCGUUGAGCAUCUGAGCUUAUGGUUGAUUGUGGAGGAAAGGGGUUGAGUGUGUAAGAGUGUGUGUGUAUGUAUCCCAGAUCUGUUGCAAGGGGGUAAGGAUGUUAGGGAGAAUAUAGGAUGAACCACAAUUGUUUGCUAAAAUAAUAAUUGUUUGACAAAAAUGUAAUGCAAUGACAAUCCUGGUUAUAGGUAACAAUCCUUUGCAUGAACUGCUGACAUUAUAAUACAUUUUAAUUGAUAAUGAUUGAAAUUUAAGAUAUGCAAGAUAUUUGAGUAGAUAAAUAUUUUUAAUAGCUAUAUAUAAAGCAAAUUGAGGUGAGAGCAUUGGAAAGGCUUUUGGCGGAUGACCUGCUUCUGUUUUGUGGGUGGCACUGUGUGCUGUUUUCAAAGGAUGGGUCCUGGCCUCUCGGGGGGCCUAGGGAUCCGGGGGGACGGGGGUAGUAUGCCGAUCACUGGGAUGACAACCCAAUUUAGGAUGGAGAGGGGCUUUAGCGGGGGGAAUAGUGGAGAACAAUUGGAGGGUUACUUAGUAGCAAUGCAAAUAUCAUGGUACAGCUAUAUGGACACUCAAUCACUAUGUUACUUUUUAAUGGUAAAUUUACAAACAAAUAGAUUAUUAUGAUAAAUAGAUUUGAAACUUGUAUCUCAUUAUGGUAAGUGGUGAAAUAAGUAUAGCCAGUUAUAAUUGUAAUGGCUUAGCAGAUAAUAAGAAAAUAAUAACUAUUUACCUGACUCAAAGAGAAGGAAUAUAAUAUUUAUUUACAGGAAACUCAUUCAACAAUUCUAGAUGAAGUUGUGUGGAAAAAGAACUGGGGGGAUGAAAUAUACUUCUCCCAUUGGCAAAGGAACUCAAAAGGGUGAUGAUAUUAAGUCAUUUUGAUCCGAAUGUGCAAAUUGUCCAAACAGAUCCGCAAGGUAGAUGGAUGAUUUUAAAUAUGUUAUUGGACCAUAAACAGAUAUGGCUAAUUUAACCUUUACGGACCAAAUAAUUAUGAUCCACGCUUCUUUGAAAAUAUAUAUAAUAAAUGAUCAACCCUGCAAGCAAUACAAGACUAUAUUAUUAUGGUGGGAGACUAUAAUACUGUUUUAAAUAGCUCAAUGGACCGUAAAGGAAAUCACACCACAAACUAUCACCCUCAUGCUCUUAAAGAAAUCAUGAAUGUCAUGGAUACAUUAGAACUAGUGGAUAUAUGGAGGCUUAAAUAUCCUGGCCUAGUGAGAUAUACAAGGCGGAGACUCAAUCAAGCUAGUCAUCUUGACUUCUUUCUUACAGUUGAAGUCGAAUGUUUACAUACACCUUAGCCAAAUACAUUUAAACUCAGUUUUUCACAAUUCCUGACAUUUAAUCCUAGUAAAAAUUCCCUGUCUUAGGUCAGUUAGGAUCACCACUUUAUUUUAAGAAUGUGAAAUGUCAGAAUAAUAGUAGAGUGGUUUAUUUCGGCUUUUAUUUAUUUCAUCACAUUCCCAGUGGGUCAGAAGUUUAUAUACACUCAAUUAGUAUUUGGUAGCAUUGCCUUUAAAUUGUUUAACUUGGGUCAAACGUUUCGGGUAGCCUUCCACAAGCUUCCCACAAUAAGUUGGGUGGAACCGAGUCAGGUUUUUAGGCCUCCUUGCUCGCAUACGCGUUUUUAGUUCUGCCCACAAAUUUUCUAUAGGAUUGAGGUCAGGGCUUUGUGUUGGCCACUCCAAUACCUUUACUUUGUUGUCCUUAAGCCAUUUUGCCACAACUUUGGAAGCAUGCUUGGGGUCAUUGUCCAUUUGGAAGACCCAUUUGCGACCAAGCUUUAACUGCCUGACUGAUGUCUUGAGAUGUUGCUUCAAUAUAUCCACAUAAUAUCCGGCAGGGAUGUAGCUCAGUUGAUAGAGCAUGGCGUUUGCAACGCCAGGGUUGUGGGUUCGAUUCCCACGGGGGGCCAGUAUAAAAAAAAUAUCUAAUCACUAACUGUAAGUCGCUCUGGAUAAGAGCGUCUGCUAAAUGACUAAAAUGUAAAUGUAAAUAAUCUUUCUUCCUCAUGAUGCCAUCUAUUUUGUGAAGUGCACCAGAACCUCCUGCAGCAAAGCACCCCCACAGCAUGAUGCUGCCACACCCGUGCUUCACGGUUGGGAUGGUGUUCUUCGGCUUGCAAGCCUUCCCCUUUUUCCUCCAAACAUAACGAUGGUCAUUAUUGCCAAACUGUUCUAUUUUUGUUUCAUCCGACCAGAGGACAUUUCUCCAAAAAGUACGAUCUUUGUCCCCAUGUGCAGUUGCAAACCGUAGUCUGGCUUUUUUAUGGCGGUUUUGGAGCAGUGGCUUCUUCCUUGCUGAGCGGACUUUCAGGUUAUGUUGAUAUAGGACUCGUUUUACUGUGGAUAUAGAUACUUUUGUACCUGUUUCCUCCAGCAUCUUCACAGGGUCCUUUGCCGUUGUUCUGGGAUUGAUUUGCACUUUUUGCACCAAAGUACAUUCAUCUCUAGGAGACAGAAUGCGUCUCCUUCCUGAGCGGUAUGACGGCUGCGUGGUCCUAUGGUGUUUAUACUUGCGUACUAUUGUUUGUACAGAUGAACGUGGUACCUUCAGGCGUUUGGAAAUUGCUGAUUUCUUUUGAUUUUCCCAUGAUGUCAAGCAAAGAGGCACUGAGUUUGAAGGUAGGCCUUGAAAUACAUCCACAGGUACACCUCCAAUUGACUCAAAUUAUGUCAAUUAGCCUAUCAGAAGCUUCUAAAGCCAUGACAUCAUUUUCUGGAAUUUUCCAAGCUGUUUAAAGGCACAGUCAAUUUAGUGUAUGUAAACUUCUGACCCACUGGAAUUGUGAUACAGUGUAUUAUAAGUGAAAUAAUCUGUCUGUAAACAAUUGUUGGAACAAUUACUUGUGUCAUGCACAAAGUAGAUGUCCUAACCUACUUGCCAAAACUAUAGUUUGUAGAAAUGUGUGUAGUGGUUGAAAAACGAGUUUUAAUGACUCCAACCUAAGUGUAUGUAAACUUCCGACUUCAACUGUAUGUCAUUCUCGUUGGCACCAAAAGUUUAAAAAGUGUUGAUAGGGGACAGAAUGCGGUUGGACCAUCAUAUAAUUGGCAUAUACAUUACUCUUACUGAAUUUCCACGUGGGCGAGGAUAAUGGAAAUUACAUCAUGAUGAUAACUUGUUUUUAACUAGGACAGAGGAAUUUAUAACUGAAUUUUCCCACAUAACAUAGGGACAGCAAAUCCCCUUUUUGUAUGGGACACUUUUAAAUGUGCAUUUAGAGGCCAUGCAAUUCAGUACUCAUCUCGAAAUCAAAAGCAAUUUAGGUCAAAAGAGUCCGUACUAACAAAGGAAAUAGAAGGUCUAACAGAACAGAUAGAUAGCAAUAAAAACUGUAACGUAGGAGUGAAACGAGGUUGUCCACUAUCGGCAUAUCUAUUUAUUAUGACCAUCGAAAUGUUAGCUAUUAAAAUCAGAUCCAACAAUAAUAUCAAGGGAUUAGAAAUCCAGGGCUUAAACAAAGGUGUCAUUGUACGCUGAUGAUUCAUGUUUUCUUUUAAAUUCAUAACUUGAAUCCCUCCACAGCCUCAGAGGAUCUAGAUACCUGUUUUAACCUCUCUGGAUUACAACCAAAUUAAGACAAAUGUACUAUAUUACGUAUUGGAUCAUAAAAAAAUACAAUUUUUACAUUACCGUGUAGUUUACCAAUAAAAUGGUCUGAUUUUUUUAUGUGGAUAUACUCAGAAUAUAUAUCCCAAAAUAAAUAAUAAUAAUAUUUAUUUAUUUGCAAAAAAAAACAUAUGGGGGUUUGGAAGUGAUGCAUACAAUUACAUUGAUGGAAGUUACAAUCUAUCUGCAGUAUUAAAGCUGAUCUACCCCUUAAAAAUAAAAAUUCCUUGUCUCCUCUGCGGGGGAUUUGCUUCCGCUUGUCCGCUUUCAUCACAUCAGUGUGUUCUGACCGAGUUUUCUUUUCUCUGUGUGCAGGAAAGAUUAACACCCCCAUGGAGUUCAAAGGGGAGCUGGCUGGCUUUGAGAUGAAAAUUAGGUAAGGCCAUAUUAGAUCUAGCACCAGCAUGAAUCCAACAAAAUCAAUUCAUUUUGUAAGGUUAUGAGAACUCGUAGUGUCUGGCUGGCUGUUCUCAUUAGUGAACCUCUUCCUCCUGUGUCUGCUCAGGCGUAGGCUGGACCUGUUUGCAAAUGUGGUCCACGUAAACAGCCUGCCCGGCUAUAGCACCCGCCACAACAACCUGGACCUGGUCAUCAUCCGGGAGCAGACGGAGGGAGAGUACAGCUCUCUGGAGCACGAGGUACAUCACCACACACUGCCAUUUAACCAACCAACGAGUGUGUUCGUUUCAGCUUGCCUAGGGUGUUAGGUGGGUGGAGUUAGCCCAUUUUUAAGACAAUUUAAUUGGUCCUAGAGAUAAGUCUUACCAUGUUUUUGAUUAGUUUGUUGUAUGGCUAAAACACAUUGAAAUCAUCUAUCACAACCAGUGUUGGUGUAACGCGUCUCAAAAGUAAUGCGUUACAGUAAUUACUUUUAUGAGUAACGGCGUAAUAUAAUGCGUUACUUUUCAAAUUUGAGUUAUUAUAUUAGUUACUUUUUCAAAUAACGCACACACUACUUUUUUCCAUUAAAACUGUAAAGUUUAAUAAAAUUCCACAUGAAUUCACAAUGCUGCUGGCGGCACCGGUUUGGGUCUCAAAGUGCGUCCCUUUCAGACGGUUAAGCAUUGCACCUGUACUACCAUUGCUGUACCUCAAUUCCACCUCGCAAAGUUUGCAUUUCCUUCUCAUUUAACUUUUAAAAGUACCAUUUAACUUUCUCUACCAUUUUUCCAGCUGUUAACGAUGAUGACAUGGUGGUGGAGAGUAGAUUCCAAAAUAAUUGGUUCCUCGACUCCUUGCACUUUGACUCCCCGUAUCGACUCCCAUUUCUGAGUGUUAAGAUUCGAUUCCGCAAAGAAUCGACUCCUAAGAUUCAGUAUUUUUGCAACGGAGGAGACUGAUUAGUUGACGUACUUCCGAGAAUAACAAAACACUCGCAUCUUUCAUAGCGAGCUGGAGAGGGGAGGGGCACAGGCAGGUCGGCCACCAGGCAGCCAGUCAGAACCGUGCACUAAACCUAUCUAUCGGCAAUCCAAAGCUGUGUCUCAAUGGAAUGCUGUACCUAGGCAAUUUUUGGCCUCACAACUUCAGUAAAGCAGGGCCUAUCAUCAAUGGAUAGGCUAGGAUAUUGAGAUGAGCGAGAUGCAACACUUCGCUCUCACACAGUAUCUGUGCACGGGUUUGCGUCACGCUGUUUACAGUGUGGUAGCCAGGGCACCAAAACAGAAAAUAAAAAAAUCGGUUAGGGAUUUAUCUUAACAUUUUAAGGAUCCCAAUUUAAUUUAAGCGUUCACACCCCUAAAAGCCAAUUAAUGCCUGAUCUGAAAAUGUGGGUGGAGGCUUCAUAUGGAGGGUUUGACACAAUUGCAGAGCCUCCGGAGGCAUGUUGAGGCCAAAUCAAGCUCCCGUCCGCAUCGCCGUGUGCCUGUGUACACUGGGCAGAACAUGACCACAGAAGCACUCCAACAUCAUGGUCAAACCAUGGUCAGAUGGAAGUGUGUCCUGGUCUGAACUCUGUGCUCUCUGUCUCUCAGAGUGUGCCUGGAGUGAUUGAAUGUCUGAAGAUCAUCACUAGAGAGAAGUCUCGGCGCAUCGCCAAGUUUGCCUUCGACUACGCCACCAAGAAGGGUCGCAGCAAGGUCACGGCGGUCCACAAGGCCAACAUCAUGUGAGUCUCGCUGCCAAAAAAGUAACCUAUUUUUAAAUGCUUCUACACAUCUAUCCAACUACAGACAACCUAACUGUUUAUGCAGGGCUCGACGUUAACACUUGCCCUCUUGUCCGGGACAAGUAAAAAAAAAAACUUGUGGGGCAAGCAGAAUAUAGAUUGAAGUUGUUUGAAUGGACAAGUAACACAAUCACACAUCACUAUCAAACAAUUACUCUGAUCAGAAUUGGAUUAGUUUCCUCUGGAUGCGAUGUGUUGCACACUGUUCUCCCAAUCUCUGCAAAGCGCAUCAUGAGUAGUAUUCUUGAAUUGCAUUGAGGUAUUAGGGUUUUUUAAUCACCUGCGGUCGAGAGAUGCGCUUUUGAGAUCAAAGCCAGAGCCGGGUUGUUGAUAUUACUUGCUAGUUAGUGAGUUAUUUGCCCAGUUGUAGCUACUUUUUGGUCAGCAAACAGGGUUUGUACAGUCGUGUACCGUUGCUCCAGUAGAGAGACAUUGCAGCAGCAGGUAGGCUAGCCUAUAAAAUAAAUAAUGAUAGAGAACAGACUAACUAGAUAAUAUAGUCUAGUUUGGCUAGUUAUCUUGGUAGUGAACUAGGGCGGCAGGUAGCCUAGUGGUUAGCGCGUUGGGCCAGGAGCCGAAAGGUCACUGGUUCGAAUACCCGAGCAGACAAGGUGAAUAAUCUGUCGACGUGCCCUUGAGCAAGGCAUUGAACCCUAAUUUGCUCCAGGGGCACCCUACUACUAUAGCUGACCCUAUAAAACUAUGCAUUUCACUGCACCUAUCCGGUGUAUGUGACAAUAAAAAAAAUGUAAACAUCUAUUUAGCUAUUAGCAUGUAUAAAUGUCCUGUAUCGGCCCUGUCCCUGUUUCGUUGCCCGCUCUCACUCCCUCUCCCCACUUUGAAGGGAGAGAUGAAUUCUGAUAAGUGCAAGCAUACAACGGUUGAGCAAGAUUCCAUCAAAUAAUUGCAACAAAAACCAUUUUUUUUAGCUACUGUUAGAGAGGAGUCUCCGCUUGUCUUGAGUAAAAAAAAAAAAGUAUGAGUAUGUCAUUAUGAUGCGCAGGCAGAACGGAGCGGAGCACGCCAUUUGCGGUGAAUACAUCAAGUAGCCUAUUAGGCCUACCGAUGGAAAGUUUUUGUUGGACAUUGAAUUUACUCUUAGAUCAAUUACAUUGCUAUCUAGCAGCAAUAUAUUUACGGUUAGCAAUCUAUCUAAUGUGUUUUGAAUUCCCACUUCCUCAGGUGGUGAAUUAUGUAGCAUAUAGCCUAGGCCAAUAUGCACCAAAAAAAAAGAUGCAGGGAAAUUAAUCUCUUAAGAGCCAAAAAGAAAUCUGCUCAUUCUGUAUCCUAUUUUGACAUGUUGCACAUCAAAAUAUUCAACAUGCAUUCCCUGAACAUGGUACAUGAAAUGGCUAACAUCUUUCAUGUCUUACUUGGCACUGGAAAAAGUCAGCCUAGAGCCCUGCCGCUAAUGGAAAGCAACUGUGCAUAAAAAAAAUAUUUAUUGAGAAAAAUGGGUCAUUAGUGUGAUUUAGUUUUUGUCCUGAUUCUCUGUAUGGUGAUAAUAAUGAUCAUAAUAAAUGUUAUUUUGUAAAGUAGUUCCUUGCAUCAUACAACACAAUUUUCAGCCACCUUUUUGGCCUAUGGUGUUAGACCUUUUUUGUGUGUGUGUGUGUGUUGCGAAGUGACUGGAGCUUUCAGACAUAAAAAAUCAGUCCUACUUGCCUGAAUGACAAAAACAAUGUCAAGCCCUGCUAAGGGUGGUGGACGUAGUUGGUCCCGAAUCAACACGUAGAAUCAGAAACACAAACGCACACACACAGUGUUUCUCAAAUGGGAGGCGUAGCUGUUUUAAAAAAUAUAACAUUUCAAUGGCCUUAUGUACGUUACAGCCCAAGCAACUUGGGGACCAUUGCACUGACAUUCUACAUCUGAUUUUGUCUCCAUCUGCCUUUCUACAGGAAGCUUGCAGAUGGCCUGUUCCUACAGUGCUGUGCCGAGGUGGCAGAACUGUAUCCCAAGAUCAAAUACGAGAACAUCAUCAUAGACAACUGUUGCAUGCAGGUAUGCCUCGCUCUCUCGCGCUCUUGCUCUCUCACAAAUAUGCACCCUCUCUCUCACGCUGCUUCUCUCUCUCUGUAGCUGGUCCAGAACCCAUACCAGUUUGACGUGCUGGUGAUGCCCAACCUCUAUGGCAACAUCAUUGACAACCUGGCCGCUGGGCUGGUCGGUGGGGCAGGAGUGGUGCCAGGAGAGAGCUACAGCGCCGAGUACGCCGUGUUUGAGACCGUGAGUGUCUUGUCUGCCUGAGAUCCAUCUUAACCAGUCAGCUGCAAUCAUACACUCGUUACAUUAGACCUUCAACCAUCAGUAUAGUGCCACAAUAAGCAUGUGGAAAAUAGCCUGAAAAUAAACAUUUCCUCUCCUUCUCAGGGAGCGCGGCACCCCUUUGCCCAGGCUGUAGGCAGGAACAUUGCCAACCCCACGGCCAUGUUGCUCAGCGCUGCCAACAUGCUCCAUCACCUCAAGUGAGUGGGCACUGCUUCCAAUGAGAUGUGUAUGUGCGCGCCCACUAAUCUCAACUGACUGUGUUUUGUGUUACAGUCUGGAAUACCACUCCAACAUGGUGUCAGAUGCUGUCAGGAAGGUCAUCAAACAGGGCAAGGUAAGAGUGUGUGUGUGUUUUUAACUAUUGUAUCAACAUCCUGUUAAAUCUUAUUGGUUUGUGUGCAUGUACGUGUGUGUGUGUGUGUGUGUGUGUGUGUUGGGGAGUGAGUGUUUGUCUAAACACAUACAGUGUAUGACUAAUUCUAAAGUUGAAGGGUUAAGAACAGUGUUUUUGCAACAUAACGUAUUUGUCCAUGCAUUUUGUGGGUCAAUUCUAAAAAGACUUUUAUGGAUGAAAAGUGUAAAAACAAAAUACUCUGAUCCAAAAAUCAAUUCAUGACCCAUUGCAUUUAGCUAUGAAAAUACACCUAACGAUCAAUAACCCAUAUCCAUGUGUGUGAGAGAGCCUUUUGAUUAUGCAUGUCGACGUGGGUGGCAUCUUAUACACCCCUCUGUGUGUGUCCUGCUAAACAUUGUCCUUGUUCUCAGCUGGCAUAGUGAGGUGAAGGAACACAGCUCUGUAACCAUAGAAACUGACUGGUAACAAAGACCUACUAACUUUAGUGUGCAUCCCAGCCCUUAUUAGCACUAAUAGCAGCAGCACUAACCCUAACUAAUACCAUGGUUCUUAAGCAGGCACAUGGUCAACACACCAUUGUGCGAAGGUAUGACUCUGUCAUGUCAGCCAUGACACCGAAAGUUUCUGGGAAUAAUUUCUAUUCACUGAUUGAGGACAGGUUAUCUGAAUGUGUGAAGUAUGGUGUUUGUCAAUCCACUAGUGUCUGAAAUACCCUCCCCCUUUCCAUCUCCUUUGCUCGUCCUCUUCCCCUGCACCCUGUCCCUGCGUGUGUGUGUCCCAGGUGCGGACGCGAGACCUGGGCGGUUACAGCACAACCGGGGACUUUGUGCAAGCCGUUGUGGGGAACCUCCGCCACCGACCCAUGUACUAAAGAAGUCCCGAUCCCCUGAACACCCCACCCUGCCCUUUACCGUAAACUGGACGGACAACCAAAUAAAAUCUGGAUAUAUUGAACCCCAUAUCGCCAUAUCCCCUAAUAACUUUGCCCCACUAACUAUUUUGCUCACUUUCCCACUAAACUAACACUCCUUACGUCACUCUUGGCAGCUCUCUCUUCUCCUCCGCUUUCUUUUCAUAUUCCUCUUUCCUCGUAAAGCGCUCGGUGUAUCCUCUUUUAUGUUUUUCUGUUCUCUCUUGCUCAAAUUCAAAUAUGCUUGAUUGGCCAAAGCAAAUAAUUAUCUGCUUUAUCGUCAUUUUUUGGUUUUUACCAAAUCGUCCAUUUAUGCUGUGGCCUUCUAUUUUCUCCCAGUCUUUUCCUUGCUGAGGCUUUCUCCAACUCUGAGCACCCCAUGCUUGGUGCCGUUUCCUGCUUCUCUCUUUUCCUCCAUGUCAGCCUGUUCUUUUGUACUACCUCUGCUGUUGGCUGCACACUUCUAUGAGCUGGUCUAGAAUCUUCUCUACUACCUCCCUGUAGUCAACUCUCUAUUUGUCGGCUACCUCUCUAGUCAACUACAGUCUCUCUUUCCCUCCACUCGCCAACUCUUCCUCCUCUCUCUAAGCUGUUUCCUUGUCUCUGCUGUGGACAAGCUUAUGAUUUUAUAUUAAAUUGAUCUCCACUAGUCCAUCUUCACAGUCCAUACUGGUUGGGCCGUGUGUUAUUCAGCAGUAUUGGUGAAGCUGGUUUCGUGCCACGAGGACAAUACACCAAUGCCAACGCGUGUGAAAUCUCUACCCCAGCACUGUAUCAAUGGAUAUCUGGCCUGCCAUUUCACAGUCCUGAGUCAUGCCAGGCAUAUACAGUACGUCGUUCAUAACCCUUUGACUCUAUGUGCAGCAUUUCCUUGGCUUGGACUAAGGCUACCAUGGUAGCAUAUGCGUACACUACCGUAGCUGUAGACUUCUGGUCAUUGCGCUAACGCUAGUUAGCAUUGGCUCUUGAAACGACCUCUAAAUUCCUUCAUUCUGCAUGCAGAGGCAAAAAUGGUAUCCACGAGUUCAUCUGACUCUGGGUAAGUAGAAAAACAGCUUAAUUGCCAGAAUCUCGCAGUAUCCUUUUAACUGGCCUUUUUCAAUCACAACCUUAAUUACGUGCACAGUCAAGUCAAGACUGUUUUAGUUGCUGUAAAAACACCACUGGUUUCCACUGAGUCAUCAUAAACAUGGAAGUUUCUCACAAACACAUAUCACCACCACUGUCUUAAAGGAUGCAGGAUGUAGAGGUCACUCCUGAGAAGGGAGAACACUUUCAGCAUUUACAAUCAAUGUUUUGAUAUUGUUGCGUUAGCAGGGAUGCUAACAAGUUACCAAACGGUGAAAUUGGCUAUCUGUAGCUAGCUUCAUUUAACCUUUUAUUGAUCCAUUGUCGCUCAGCUGCAUACUCUAGUCAUCAUCAUUAGUUACUAAAAUAAUGUCUUAAUACUCUGUCCACUGUGUAUGCUGUAAAACGCACAAAAUGUUUAUCAUAGAGGUCAAUAUCUUGGUAGCUUUUUGCUGGAGUUGUGACCUUGGAGUUCCAACGUGUUUGGCUAUUCAGUCAAGCUAAGCUCUUUCAUCAUUUCAAUUUGCAAACAAACAAGCAACUGUAACCCGAGCCAACGACCAGCCUUGCCCGAGUUCGCUCUGGAAACCAAUUGAUCAUGUCAGACCAUUUACUUUUCUGGUUUUGUACUCUGUGCCAAAUGUCCAUUCAAUUAUAUAUUGGUUAUGGCGAUGAUGAUCUCAGUGGUAGCAUUUCUACUAGAGACUUAGACUGGCAUGUGUCAGUCAGUCAUUGGGACUUCAAAUGUAUUGGCUUUUGUCAUCGAGUGGUAUGGUAUUAUAAAUGCUUCAAAGUGCGGUUCUUGGUACAUGUUUUUAUUUAUAAUGGUUAUGGCUACAGGACUGUGGUUAUAAUAUUGGAUCUUUGAAACAACACUCAAUAACACUCCUUCCCUGUUCACUAACUGUUAUAAUGGCUGAUGGACCUUUUGUUGUAUUAAAAUAUAUUAUCAUGGUCAAAUACUGAAGAAUAAAAUAUGGGAAAAAGUGUGUGUUUUGACCUGUGUUCUCUCAAAAGGGGUAGACUGCAUUAAACAAAAUUAAAGGCAUGAUUAAACACACAUUGUUUCAUUUUUCAGGGGUAGGAUGAGUGGUGCAGCAUCUGUUGAAAGACCAAUGUAGACUACGCUAACCAUAAAUGUAGAUUACUGAAUCAUCCAUUAUUUAGUAUGUUUGGUCAUAACUAUUUUAUGAGUAAAUACAUAUGACCAUGGAUUUGAGUUGCUUCAAAAUAAGCUAAUAUUCCCCUACCCUUUUAAUGUGUGCCUGAGUUUAGUGGUGAAAAAGGCUCUCUUACACACUAGUCAUGUUUGUAUAUAUUUGUGAGGACCAUUUCUUUCCUGAAUGGGCCAGGUUUCUGAAAAGCAGCUUAAGGCGAAGUUCAUCGUUAGAACCAUAGGAUCCUAUUGUUCUAAGAUGAAGUUAGCCUUCAGCUGCUUUUUGGGAAACAGAGCCCAGGUGUGUGUGUGACACACUGCUCUUUUAUUUGUGGCAGGUGCGCACAGGAGACCUGGGGGGCUAUGCCACAAGCGACGAGUUCACCAGAGCUGUCAUCGCCAACCUAGCCGUCUGAGCUAGCCUCUCAAACACACACUUUUCUUUAUUUACCUCCCUUCAAACUAGUCUCUCUACAUUGACCACUCAAACAGCCGCGCAACAGAUGAAAUCCUCCUGACCCAUGCUCAACAACAGCUAACACCCACAGACUCAAACCCAGAGGAGUAUACAUAAAAUAUGUAAAAUACGCACAAUGAAAUUGAGGACCUGCUACAUAAAUGAGAAGCCAAUAUGGGGACGACACAUUCAGUCUUGUAAACAAUACCAAAAUAAAUGUUUUCCCAUUCAACAGUACAGUUAUAUAGAACAUGUAAGUCACAUUCCACAUUCAGUACCAGAGUGUUGUUCUUCAAUGACUGGAACUUGUUUAGAUAUUCAUACAAGAUACAUCUACUAUAUCAGUAUAUUAUUUUAUUUAUUCACUACAAGUGUUAUAUGCAUUAUUGAUUUGUUCAUGCAUAAAUAAACAUUACUAUAUCUGAUA